Zophobas morio is the source of this 3436-nucleotide messenger RNA. It is a transcript of the gene mAChR-A, whose product is annotated as muscarinic acetylcholine receptor DM1. Gene Ontology annotation, cellular component: synapse; plasma membrane; dendrite. The record is from RefSeq and is a predicted model, not a curated record. Gene Ontology annotation, molecular function: G protein-coupled serotonin receptor activity; G protein-coupled acetylcholine receptor activity. Lineage: Eukaryota; Metazoa; Arthropoda; Insecta; Coleoptera; Tenebrionidae. The coding region runs from base 140 to 1939 and encodes 599 amino acids. The transcript is spliced from 7 exons. Gene Ontology annotation, biological process: G protein-coupled receptor signaling pathway, coupled to cyclic nucleotide second messenger; chemical synaptic transmission; adenylate cyclase-inhibiting G protein-coupled acetylcholine receptor signaling pathway.
CAGCUGCACCUUGCAGGAGCCCCAGGAGUCUGUGUGUGAUGUGCCCGCUGACGAUGAGACAUGGCCAGGCGACGAGAUGUGACCGCUGAGAAGGGGCGGAGCAACAUGCGGCGUCCAGCCUGCAGGUCCUCGUGACAACAUGAACACGUCGUCGACGGAGAACACAUCUGUCAUCCAGGCUCCGCACGAGGCCACCUACUCCAUCACCCAAAUUGUCUUCAUUGGUACCAUAGCCGGAAUCCUGUCCGUGGUAACAGUCGUGGGCAACAUAAUGGUGAUGAUCUCCUUCAAGAUCGACAAACAACUGCAGACCAUAAGCAACUACUUCCUUUUUUCGCUGGCUGUGGCCGACUUCGCCAUCGGUCUAAUUUCCAUGCCCUUGUUCACCGUGUCCACCCUCCUCGGCUACUGGCCUCUGGGACCCCUAGUCUGCGACACUUGGCUAGCUCUCGAUUACCUCGCCAGCAAUGCCUCCGUGCUCAACUUGCUCAUCAUCAGCUUUGAUCGCUACUUCUCGGUGACCAGACCGCUCACGUAUCGUGCCAAAAGAACCACCAACCGAGCAGCCAUCAUGAUAGCAUGCGCUUGGGGUAUUAGUUUGCUGUUGUGGCCACCCUGGAUCUACAGUUGGCCAUACAUCGAAGGCGAAAGGACUGUACCUGAAAAGGAAUGUUAUAUUCAAUUCAUCGAAACGAACCACUACAUCACUUUCGGAACAGCCAUUGCCGCUUUCUAUGUUCCCGUCACAGUUAUGUGUUUUCUGUACUGGCGUAUCUGGCGGGAAACGGAAAAGAGACAGAAGGACCUGCCCAAUCUGCAAGCCGGCAAGAAGGACAGCAGCAAGCGGAGCAAUUCCAGUGUAUUCGUGUGCAGUGACGAAGCGAACAACGCCUGUUCGACGGUGGACCUGGAAGAAUGGCGAAGACCUCGGUCUGAGUCUUCGACGGGUGCCGAUACGGAUUCUGUCUAUAUGCAUAGUACAGUCUGCGUCGAUCAUCAUCGACGGAAACGACCGAGAAAAGGUGGAUGGCUGGCGGGGCUGUGGAGGGUGCGAUCGUGGUGCGUGGCGUGGUGGCACUCGGGGAGGGAAGACAGCGACACAGAAGAGGAAAGUCCGAGCGAACAGGGACAAGGGUGCAUCACUCCGGUGUCCCUGGACACGCCUCUGCAAAGCUCUGUAUCGAGGUGCACUUCUUUGAACGUCAUCAGGGACCCGUACUUCAGCACACUGUCUACACAGCGCGAACUACCACACACUCAGGCCAACAUGACCCCAACCCGUCUCGCGCCGAGGGACUCCAGGAGCCUGCCGACGGGCAACCGGCUGGCGGGCCGGUCCGUGUCCAGCGACAGCGUGUACACGAUCCUGAUCCGGCUGCCCGGCGACCCGGGCGAGGGCGCCGGCGGGUGCGCCGAGGGCGCCUCCAUCAAGAUGAUCCCCGAGGACGUGCGCACCAAGUCGCACCCCGACGUGGACUACUCCCUCAACACGGUGCACGCCAACCACCUGAACCGGCGGCCGUCCGCCAUGCCGGACAUCCGGAUCCCGCUCAACGCCAAGAUCAUCCCCAAGCAGCUGGCCGGCAAGACGCUGCUGGCCAACGCGACCAAGAACCAGGGCAAGAAGAAGAAGAAGACGCAAGAGAAGAAGGCCGACAAGAAGGCGGCCAAGACGCUGUCCGCGAUCCUCCUCACUUUCAUCAUCACCUGGACCCCGUACAACGUUCUGGUGCUGUUAAAACCGGUGACGGCGUCGAGUGCCCGCAUUCCGCCGCAGCUGUGGGAUUUCUUUUACUACUUGUGCUACAUUAACUCUACGAUCAACCCGGUGUGCUACGCUCUGUGCAACGCCAGUUUUCGGCGAACGUACCUAAGAAUCCUACAGUGUAAAUGGCACAAUAGGAACCGCGCCGCCAUGAAUCGGGGAUUUUACAAUUAAGGGGGCGGUCACCCAAAUUUGGACUUUUUACGAAUUAACGACUAUCGGAGAACAAAAUGAAAACCGCACGCUACUAGCCUUUGUAAUCUGGGUAAAGCUGGCUCCAGAUAAGAAUGCAAUUGUGCUACACAGAACUAAAACGACAGAGGGGUUUCAACACUUUUACUUGCAGCAUAACCACAGGCAAGUAGGUCCAUUCUCUGUCUAUUUUUUUACAUCGUACUUGCUCUAACAAUGUUAGAACGACUUGACGAUAUAUACCUGACGCCAUACCGACAUGUUAAUUUAAACUUGAAAACCUGAUCAAAAAAUUCUUGUGAUACUUUAAAGAGAAGGUGCUUGAAUACGAUGCACCGAAUGAACAGAACGCAUUAAACACGAGUGCACAGGUCAAAAUGCACUGCGGGCAGUAUUUUUUGUGUACAAGUUUUCCCAUUUUUCGAUCAGAGGAAACUAAUUAAUUUUUUUUACGCAUGUCGGUGGAUUUCGUGUGGCUACCCUGUUCAUUCGGUGCAUUCGACCAGCUAAAUUUAUUAUUGAUUUGUUGGAAUCAAGACUUAGUCUUUGGAAAUUAGUCAAAAGUGUUAUCAAAAAUUUUGUCCGCUAAGAAUUAUUAUUAUUAUUGCCGCAACCAGACAUCUAAGGUUCGUGGUUACUAAACUCGUCAAAUAGAAAACAUAAAAUGAUUCCGACAAUUUAGAUACAGUGUUAAAGAAUCAAAUUUUAAAGCUGACCUGACCUGACUAGUCUCCAGUGAAUUGUAAAAAUCAGAUAAUGAAAUACGUUUUUCAGUACAAAAUCAGUGAAAGCAUUGCAGAAAAAUUAAAUUAGAUAUGAAAUGAGGAAAAUCCCUUGACAAAUUUUUGCACAAAUUUUACUCUAGUGACGUUAUACGUAUCUAAUUACAUAUAUUUUUUAUUUUCUAUUUACACAGUCCAGUGGUAAGGACAACGUCGUAUAUGUAUGAAAGUUACUUAAGACAGACAGAAAAAAUUUUGACUGCAAAAUCGAAUAAUUCGCAAUCUUUUUUAAACAUAACCUCAAAAUUGCUUGAAUUAAAAUAACUUGAUUUUAGCCAGUUCGCAAUAUUGCUGAACAAACUUAAAAAACAUGGCAAAAUGACAGAUAUCCAUAGCCUACGCAACUUCAAUUAACGGCCAAUAAAUUAGAAGCUAUUUAUGUUUAUUAUUGCUUUAUUUGAGGUUUCAUAGUAUAUUAAAUAUUUACUGUCAAAUAACUUCGUUGAUUAUAUUGGACCAUAAACAUUUAUCUAUAGUUAGAGCACUUACUGGAAAUUGAAGAAUGGAUAAUACACAAAUUAAAACAAAUAUGGUUUAAACAAAUGUAAAACAAAUGUUUGUGAUUUCUAAUAAAAUAGCUGGACAGUAAUUAUUUUUUAAUAAUAAGAGUUUGAGAAUUUGAGGUAAAGUUUAUUGGUCUUUAACCAAGUCACCAAAAAAUUCAGCAAAUUUUGAAGUUUCAAAUUUCCAUGUCAUA